Molecule: messenger RNA, 1859 nt
Organism: Populus nigra (black poplar)
Lineage: Eukaryota; Viridiplantae; Streptophyta; Magnoliopsida; Malpighiales; Salicaceae
Product: glucan endo-1,3-beta-glucosidase 5-like
Exons: 2
Coding region: 236-1786 (516 amino acids)
Biological process (GO): carbohydrate metabolic process
Cellular component (GO): plasma membrane
Molecular function (GO): hydrolase activity, hydrolyzing O-glycosyl compounds
Source: RefSeq, a predicted model, not a curated record
AUGCACUAUACUCUCUUUUUUAUUCCCUUGUAAUCUCCAUCUUCGUCAGCUAGCUUGCUACCUGCUGUUUUGUUGCUCUUGAACCGUCUUUAAUUUUCUAGCUGGUUUAUUGUAUCCAGACCAAACCAAACCAAACCAAACCAUAGUAGUUAACUGUAAUAACUGUUUUAGAAUCCAGAGAUAGUUUCAUGAUCUUGUCUUAAUUUCUCAAGUAUACAGAUAUAUGUAAAACACUAUGGGGGGUUUGAUCAAAGGAGUGGUGUCUACAAGGCAAAGGCAACAACCCCUUGUUGUAACCCUGCGCUGCUUAUCUAUCCUUCAAUUGCUGGUGGAUUCCGUGAGUGGAAUUGGAGUCAACUGGGGAACUCAGGCAACGCAUCCUUUGCCGCCUUCCACUGUGGUUAAAAUGCUCAGGGACAACGGUUUUCAGAAGGUCAAGCUAUUUGAUGCUGAUUCAGCAACUCUAAAUGCUCUCGCUAAUUCUGGGAUUCAAGUCAUGGUGGGUAUUCCCAAUGAUAUGCUUUAUAAUCUGGCCAAUAGUGAGCAAGCUGCUGACACCUGGGUGGCCAAGAAUGUCUCUUCUCAUAUCUCUUCUGGUGGUGCAGACAUCAGGUACGUUGCAGUUGGAAAUGAGCCAUUCUUGUCAUCCUACAAUGGAAGCUUUCUGGGAACAACUCUUCCUGCUCUUCGGAAUAUCCAAUCAGCUUUAACAAAAGCCGGACUAAGCACUCGGGUGAAAGUCACCGUUCCCCUCAAUGCUGAUGUGUAUGAGAGUCCAACAAAUCUUCCAUCCGAUGGUGACUUCCGUUCAGACAUCCAUGAUCUCAUGCUAUCGAUUGUCAAGUUCUUGAGCGACAAUGGGGCUCCAUUCACUGUCAAUAUCUAUCCAUUUAUAAGCCUUUACAGUGAUCCUAAUUUCCCCCUUGGCUUUGCAUUCUUUGGCAACAAGUCAUUUCCCUUGAACGAUGGUGGGACAAUUUACGACAACGUGUUUGAUGCGAACCAUGACACCCUUAUAUGGGCUUUGCAGAAGAAUGGUUAUGGAAGCUUGCCCGUUGUCAUUGGGGAAAUUGGGUGGCCUACCGACGGAGACAAAAACGCAAACUUGAACUACGCACAGCAGUUCAACCAAGGGUUUAUGGAUAGUGUCAUUUCCAACAAGGGAACCCCACUGCGUCCUGGUUAUGUGGAUGCCUAUUUAUUUAGUCUCAUAGACGAAGAUGCCAAAAGCAUUCAGCCUGGUAAUUUUGAGCGCCACUGGGGAUUGUUUUACUUGGAUGGACAGCCUAAGUAUGCAGUUAGCCUGGUGACGGCGAAUUCAAAGGGUCUGGUACCGGCAAGGGAUGUACAUUAUUUAGCCAGACAAUGGUGUAUUAUGUCUCCAUCAGCAAGCCUUGAUGAUCCGCAGGUGGGACCGAGUGUGAGCUAUGCUUGUGCUAACGCGGACUGUACUAGUCUAGGGUAUGGAACUUCUUGUGAAAAUCUGGAUGCGCGGGGCAACAUCUCCUAUGCACUUAACAGUUACUACCAGCAGAAUAAUCAACUUGAAAGUGCUUGUAAGUUCCCAAAUAACCUUUCAGUUGUUAUAAACAAUGACCCCUCUACUGGGACCUGCAAAUUCAGGAUCAUGAUUCAAGGUCAAGCAGUCAUCUCUGGCGCGGGAGGUGGAAAGGGAUUUUCAAGGUCUAGUUUGGCAGUGUUCAUCUUGGUGUUUUUUCCCCUGUAUUUUUGUGAUUUUCUGGGUUUAAAGCUUAAGGUGUAUGGUCUAGGGUUUUGUGAUUUUUAAGGACUCACUGCGUUGGAUUGAUUACUUGUAUUUCCUUGACAUGUAAAGAGGAUAAUUCGAGCAUUUUUAAGCA